Messenger RNA from Ruditapes philippinarum (Manila clam), 456 nucleotides. RefSeq lists its product as uncharacterized. The record is from RefSeq and is a predicted model, not a curated record. NCBI's taxonomy places the organism in Eukaryota, Metazoa, Mollusca, Bivalvia, Venerida, Veneridae.
GAAUGAUAACCCGUGUGAGCCGUCCUGUAGCGGUCAUUUUUAUAUAGAAGGAAGAUCUAGACUUUCAAGAAGGGAGUGUAAUGGUGGAGGACAGAACCCUCCAGGGUUACCAGCCUGGUGCCCUGUGGGUAGCCCACGAAUAAGAUGUUUCGCCUACCCAUGCAGUGUAAUGACAUGCCCACGAUACCCAAGAGCUAAAUGUUUAGCUGAUAAUCCCUGUGAGCCGUCCUGCAGCGGCAACUUCUAUAUACGUCGUCGAGGAGGCCGGGUACGAAGACUUUCUCAAGCUGAAUGUCAGGGCAGAAGGGGAAAUUAAAAGACACGCGAAUACUUAAAUGCCAGCAUCACAUUUUGCAAAAAAUAAUUACAUGCAUAAGUUAUUAAGUGCAAUGUUUAUUGAUAAGAUAUCGUCAAAUUCGGAAUAAAAAAAAAAUAAAAAAAAUAUGAUCUUUAUUA